AUGAAUAGAUACCAGAAUUACGACGAUGGCGACUCCCGACGCUCACCACGCGACCCAUCUCCAGGGCCACGCUACAAUGAUGGGUUCGGCAGAGGCGGUGCGCUGCGUGGGAGUUAUUCAGAGAGCCUACGAGCCGAGACCUCGCCCGAGAUCCACCACGAGGUCCCAAAAACUACCCCGACGCUCCAACAGGCCCGCGCUCAUCCAGUCAUUCUGAGUUUCGGGGCGAUUUCGGCGGGUAUCGAGGCGAGUUCAGAGGCGAUCGAGGACGUGGAAGAGGCCGAGGAUGGUGGGACGAUAGUCGUGACAGAGGACGUGAACCCGACCGAGAAUACAGAGACAGAAGAGACGAAAGACAACAAUCAUUUCGUGAAGAUAGAGGAGGCCGAGUUGAGCGGUGGGCUGGACGGGAGAGACGGGCCUCUGGCCGUGGAUAUUGAUCGUGCUCUGAGAGGAUCAAGAGAUGGACCGCUCUGUGGUGGUUCUCCUGCCUCGGAUUCAAAUCAUUCUCAUUCCUUUGGUCGCGGCUAUGGUAGAGCUUCUCGAGCUGGACGACCGCGAGGGAGAGGAAAUUUCUACGAAGAAGGUUUCCACAAAGUUGAUUCUAGAAGUCGGUCGCCUACCCCUGUCUAUCGGCGAUCUCGGCCUUCAGCUACACCACCUCCACAAGUUCCAGCAUUUGGAUCCUCGGCAAAUCUGGCUAUGCCCCUAACUUCUGCCCCUAUUACAUCAGGACCAGUUCCAGGGGUUGCUGUGCCGACUGCUCCCCGCUUGCAGAGAAUCGUUACAAGAAUUGUUCAUCAAGUUGCCAGCUCUGCCCCACGGCAUGCAGAUGCUACUGUGAGAAAAGAUCCUCCUAGCCAGGCUUUACAAUUAAAUCUGGCCCCUGAAGGCGGUCCUCAAAGUGCUCUACCUUCGAAGGACAAUGAGAUUCCUCGGGAGAGCAUGCCAACGGCUAAUCUAUCCGACAAUGUCGCCAGCCCAAUUCGAGAGAUUCGGCCUGCAAUUCAAUCAGUAGUUCCUGCUCAACAAAAGCCUGUCCCCCGUGUUCCGCGCCACCCUAUAAUAGGAAAGCGUGUUGUGGUACCUCCACCACAUCCUGAGGCCACUCAAGAAGCUUCCGACUCGGAAUCUGAAGAUGAACUUAGUGAUGGUUAUUUUGUGGAAGAAAUUGCCAAGAUCGACGCAGAGAUGACCAGAGUUAACUCGGAGAACCCAUUGAAUCCUCGUCCGGAGCCACCGGCGGUCCUGCUCAAGCCAUUUAUUGAGUACACAAUUGAUAAACUGGUCGAGGCAACAACAUCAACACCAGCUGAUGCAUGCAUUCCUGUGGAAGUCAAGGUUGAAGAAGCCACACCUCAGUCAGCUGCACCAGUCCCACCUGUUCCAUCAAAGCAGAAGGAGCCAAAUAGGAGCAGGUCUUCAACGCCAGCAAUGGUUUCGAACGUCAAGCCGACUGGUAGAACUCGCCCUUCUACACCACUAAUUGAGCCGAAGAGCGCUGAAACUGCCAAAACCAGCCCGAAAGACACAUUUGCACUUACGCCUGGGCCAUUUGCAUCCUCAAAGACUCCACUUCCCAGUGUAGAGCAACCAGAACCACCCAUAGCGCAGCCAAUAGCCCCCAUUCGAUCGAUCGAGCAGGCUUUGGGUGCUCGGGCUGAACAACUGCAGCCUAAAGCCAUUGCAAAGCCCAUAAGCAAUAUUACAGCCAAGAGAUCUGUCCCCAUAGACAUAUUCUCGGAGAGUGAGGGUGAAAUGACAGAGGCAGAGAAUGCGGAAGUACUCGAAGCUGUUCUUGAAUCUGUUCGGCCUCGAAUGAAGACGCCGCCAAUCUCUAGCCUGCCUGACUUUGGCGUCAUCUUGAAAUGGUCCGAAAACUACGAGUUUCUCAAGACGCUGGAACCCAAUCCGGUAGUCAACGCGCGGAUCAGGCAGAAGCUAGUCUCGGAUAAAAACCGCAAGAAAGAAGAGCAAGAAGCAGCUCGUAAGAGGUGGGGCGAGCUGUACUUAAAAUACCGCAUGUGGACAGACUUUUCAGAAGAUCCAAUUGCAGUGCGCAGCAGAGAGAAAUUUGCGAAAGCGAGAGCCAAGGACGCUGCUGAUGAGGCUGCAGCUCAGCAGGCUUUGUUGGAGCCCUCUGCCGGAUCAAAACCUGAGGGAACUCGCCGUGGCCGCUUUGCGACAGAGGCCGAUAUUGAAAGAGUUCUUCAAGAGUCUGCACUGGAGGCAAAAGAAUCCAAGGAAAAGGAGAGCCGAGCUGCUAGAGCAAAGACCGCUAGUGCCAAGGAAGCUACCAUUCCAGAUUGUGCCUGGGAUGAAGAGGAACGAAAAGGCAUGCGAUUCAUUGAUAAGACUCAUCUGGUUUCAUUCGAGAGAUCAUUUGCGGUCUUGGAAUUUGGGGAGCCAAUUGAUAACUUCACCGAGGAGGAAUCUGGAAUUUUUGAGAAGGUCUACUUGGAGUUUCCGAAACAGUGGAGCAAGAUCGCAGCUGCGCUGCCGAGAAGAGACUAUAAGGCUUGCAUUCAGCACUAUUAUCUUGUCAAGCACAGCUCGAACUUGAAGGAAAAGCUGAAGAAGCAGCCAAAGAAGCGAAAGAGCAGAACAACUAAGGCCAAGAACCCGAAGGCCAACGUUCUUAUGGCUGACAUUGGUCAGAAUCGAGAGGAAGCGGAGGACGGUCCAGAUGGCGACAAUGGAGAGAAACGAGGACGCCCUCGCAGAGCUGCAGCACCGACUUUCAACUCGGAGACUCUAGCUAGUGAAAGCGAGGUUGCCAGCCCAGCGCCAACCCCGGGACGAAAAUCUGCUGCUGUGCCAAAGGGCGACAUGAGCAAUGAUGCCCCCCCUACCAAGAAAAAGGCUCGAGCUGGUCGCGAAAAGAGCACAAAACAAGCUAAGAACAGUCAACUGCUUGCCGCCGCUCCAUCCGUUGUAGCUGCCAGUCGCCGAGCAGAGUCUCCAGCUACUUCUGUCCCACCGACACCAUGGGGUCGUCGCGAGCCUAGCGGACCUCCUCUUCCUCAGUAUCCCCCUCAAUAUGAUGGCCCCGGACCAAGUCAGAACUUGUCUCUCAAUUUCAAUGCUCCAUUCCCAUCACCUCCGGUAAUGGAUAGACCAACGUCCAUGGGGACGAUAACUUUUGAGAAUGCGCCACAGCAAUUUCCCACCCCCCAAGAACGUUUCGAGUCGGCUCCACCGUCAAGCUUCGAUGCUCAACAAGAGCGCAGAAAUAUCCAACAGACAUCAAGUUAUUGGAGUGUUCCUGAGCAAAACGAUUUUCCUGCGUUAUUGAGACACUUUGGCACUGAUUGGCAUGGGAUCGCGAAAUGGAUGACAUCCAAAACUCACAUAAUGACACAGGUCAAGAACUAUUACCAACGUCAGGUGGACUCAGGCAAGAGAGAUUGGGAGGCAUUAGCCAAGGAGGCAGAUGAGAAGCGGGAUCGGCAUGAACCCACCGAUCCUCUUCCGACACCUACGGUUUACCCGACGAAGAGACGAUAUGAAGUCACUCCUGGCGGAAUUUCUAGAUCGGCAUCUGCGGUUGAUCAGGGCGAAGACAUGAUCCCUUCUGGCCAGAGUACCUUGAUGCCUCAAGUUUCUCCGGCUAAGUCAAGCACGGGAAGCCAUUUUCCUACAUUGGCCAUGGCCAAGAUAGCCACUCAGAUCCAACCCGCCACAUCUACCUCGACUAUUUUCACUAAGCACUUGACUCCUCAGCCCAUUCAACAAGCCCCCCAACAAGCCCCCCAACAAGCCCCCCAGAAGGCUCCUCAGCAAGCUCCUCAGCAAGCCCCCCAACAAGCCCCCCAAAAGGCUCCUCAGCAAGCUCCUCAGCAAGCUACUCAGCAGGCUCCUCAGCAGGCUCCUCAGCAGGCUCCUCAGCAGGCUCCUCAGCAGAUACAGCAACAUAUACAGCAGCAACCUCGGCCCCCAAGAGGACCCGCCAUGGGAUACUUCUCAACGGACAAUCCCCGACCUAUUAUUCAAGCCGAUGCCACUCUGUCUCAGCGCUCCCUCAUGGCCGCUCAAGAUGCUGAAAUCGAGAGACAGACUGCACUGAAGAAGCAAAAAGAGCAGCAGCAACAACGAGAUCAGCAAGCCCAGAGAGAGCUUCUCCAGCAGAGAGAGGCUACACAACUGAGAGAGGCUACACAACUGAGAGAGGCUACCCAACUGAGAGAGGCUACACAACUGAGAGAGGCUACACAACUGAGAGAGGCUACACAACUGAGAGAGGCUACACAACUGAGAGAAGCUACUCAACUGAGAGAAGCUACUCAACUGAGAGAGGCUACACAACUGAGAGAAAACCAAAUGCAGAGAGAUCAACGGCUGAUGAUGCAGCAACGCGAUCAACAAGCGAUGCAACCGCAGCAACGUGACCAACAAGUCAUGCAACCGCAGCAAAAUAUUCAUCGAGAUCGCCAAUUUCACAUGAAGCAAGAGAAUGAGACAUCAAAUCCGCACCAGUAUGAGGCUUACUCGACCCCAUCUAUGGUCAGUGGUAUUGCGCCUCAACAAAGAUCAGAACUUCCGCAGCAAAUUGUUCCUCUGCCCUCUGAGGUCCGGCGAACUGCGCCUCCCCAACACCAGUCCCAUCCACCUCAGCAUACACCCCAGCAGUAUCAACCUCGUGGCAGUCAGAUCGUGCGGUCAUUCCCCGGUGAUGUUCUUGGUGCUCGUGAGAAUCAGUCGACUCCUAUACUUGCUGCUCCUCGCCCGCCUAUGAGUGCGCCACCCGCAAACCAAGAGAUUUACUCAGCACCCCCUUCAGUCCCUCAGCAGAAUGCUCAAGGUCCCCCACAACAGGCCCCCGUGGCAGCAACUCGGCAACCGGAGCCAGCUAGGAAAUCGAAUAUCAUGUCACUACUCAACGACGAACCGAGUGAUCCUCGACCAACUCCUGCAAAGCGAGUCAGUGAUGUCUCGAGUUCUUCUCACCAGCCAACGCGCACUCCACCGCCACAACACCAAAUACAUCCUUCCCGAUACUCUUCUCAGCCGUUACAGGGCACUUCUCAGCCACAUCCUCACAUGGCCCAGUCAAUGGCAUCUCAACCUCCAGCUCAGCAGCAGGUCCAUGCUUCACCACACACCUUUGCACAGCCUACCCCACACCACUUGCACCAACACUCGUCGUCGUUGGGACGAAGCUACACCCCUACAAGUUUCGAUGGUCGUCCUGGCUACGGUCAACAGCAAAUGCAGCAGCAACAGCCGCCGCAAAUGUAUUCCCAGCCACCCGCUCGUCAGUCGAUGACCUCCCAGCCUGCACAAGUCCGUCGAGAGCCGUCGCUUGGUGACCUGCAUGGCAUGUCGGCCUCUGGUGGAUACCCUCGCUCCGCAGCUCCUUCUCAACCUGGUAUGCGAUUGAAGGAUUCCCCAUAUUCGGCGACUCCUCCACCACAAGCAUCUCAGGGCAUCCGUCAAACUGCUGGCUCGCCUCGUGAUAUCUCUGCCGACCAACGAGAUUAUUACCAACGCCAACCGCAAUCUGGCUAUUUUAUGCAGCAGCAGCAACACCAUCCAGCCGCAUCGCCUCGGCUUGGGCCAUCUUAUCAGACGCAACCUCAACAAACCCAGCCAGCCAAUCAUCGUCAGCUUGCCUUCGGCGGCCAGAACUCUCAUGUACCCAGCCCGCCUACGCAAUACUCAAGACAUGCCAGUUUCGAUAGUCGAUAUCAGCCUUCUGGUCCAUCAUCUGCGCCCACGUCGGCACACCCAGGUUAUUCUCCACAUACACCUGGUCCGAGAAUGGGUGUUCCGAGACACAUGACCGAUCAGGAGCGCAUGCUGAAUGCCGAGAUGGAACGCCGAAGAGAGCAAGAGGAACUUCAUAGAGCCGAAGCUCAGGCAGCACGGGAUAGAGGGUCGAUCCGAUCUCCUGGCUCCGAGUAUCAGCGUCCUAGUCAAGACGACCGGGAUUUCUAUCAACAAAUGAACGAUCUCCACCGAGGUCGUUGA
Messenger RNA from Drepanopeziza brunnea f. sp. 'multigermtubi' MB_m1, 5970 nucleotides. The record is from RefSeq and is a predicted model, not a curated record. Lineage: Eukaryota; Fungi; Ascomycota; Leotiomycetes; Helotiales; Drepanopezizaceae.